CCUCCUCGAGUCACGCUGUGCUGGGGAGGGACCGACACCACCAUGGACCACAGGAUCAUCAAAUGGACUCUUGUUUUACUCACAGUGCAAUUUGCAACUGUGCAAGGUGGUUGCAGCACUUCCCACUUCCAGUGCACCUCUGGUGAAUGUAUUGUGUCUGCGUGGGUCUGUGACGGGGAGGCUGACUGCCAAGAUGGAUCCGAUGAGGUUUGUUCAGUUUCCUGUAAGAAGGACCAGUUCCAGUGUUUGGACACACAGUGUAUACCCAGUAGGUGGCGCUGUGACGGAGAGAGUGAUUGUAGAGAUGGGACAGAUGAACUGGAAUGUGGACAAGAACAGCCUGCUACAUCUCCACCUCCCACAACUCCAUCUUAUGGCUGCAAACACAACUUCUUCCGCUGUGACUCGGGGUACUGUAUUCGAGCAGACUGGCGCUGCGACCUGGAUGUGGACUGUAGUGAUGGGUCGGACGAGCAGGGCUGCACUCAGUACCCGCGAUGUAAAAAGACAGACUUCCAGUGUGCAGACUCCCAGUGUAUUCCCGACAGGUGGCGCUGUGACGGGGAGUCUGACUGUGGCGAUCACUCCGACGAAUCAGACUGUGGGCAAGUGCAUCAGUCUGACGUGGCAGCCUUAAACAGUUCCGGCAACUUCUCAGACUUUAGCAGAGACAACUCGUCUUUCAUUGUCGACAACUCAAGCAUUCACGAUCUACCCACGAACAUCACCAGAGACAACUCGUCUUUCAUUGUCGACAACUCAAGCAUUCACGAUCUACCCACGAACAUCACCAGAGACAACUCGUCUUUCAUCGUCAACAACUCCAGCAUUCACGAUCUACCCACGAACAUCACCAGAGACAACUCGUCUUUCAUCGUCAACAACUCCAGCAUUCACGAUCUACCCACGAACAUCACCAGACACAACUCGUCUUCACCCAUAAACAGCCCAAAUAUUGACAGUGAAAACAUAAAUGUCUCUACACUUGUUUCUGAAGCUAAUCAAACAGAAACAAACCGAACCAACGUGACUGCAGUGACGGCGGCCUCGCCCACCGUGACAACUCAGCUAACUUCCCCAGCAUCAUCUUUUCACGAUGCUUGUCUUCACGGUCAGUUUGCCUGCUCGAGCAGAAUCUGCAUCUCGACGUCAUGGGUGUGUGAUGGCGAGAGGGACUGCCCAGAUGGAAGUGAUGAGUCACGUGCCACGUGUCCCUCUGGUGCUUCCCCGUGCGGCAUUGGUGAACUGGCCUGCACGGAUGGCACGUGCUACAACAAGGAGUGGCACUGUGAUGGUGAAUUUGACUGCGUGGACAGGAGUGAUGAACAGCCCGCAUUGUGUCAUCCAACGCCUGCGUCGGGGCACCGCAAAAUCUGCACCGGUGGCGACUUUCAGUGCGAUGAAGACAAAUGUAUUGAACGUGAGAGAAUCUGCGACAGACAGAAGAACUGUGUAGACGGGAGCGACGAGGAUCCGUCUCUGUGUUCUCCCUGCCAGGCAGGGGACGUAGCGUGCAGGAAUGGGUCAUGUUACUCCGUCUUACUGAGGUGUGACGGUGACAAUGACUGUGUAGACGGGAGCGACGAGGAUCCGUCUCUGUGUUCUCCAUGCCAGGCAGGGGACGUAGCGUGCAGGAAUGGGUCAUGUUACUCCGCCUUACUGAGGUGUGACGGUCACCAUGACUGUGUAGACGGGAGCGACGAGGAUCCUGACGUCUGCCCUGAGUCAGUUCAAUCACCGCACCGUGAGCCUGAAGUUUCACCACCGACGUUAAUAGCCGGAGUCUUCGGGAAGCAAACGCUGUACAUGGUUGACCUGUCGAACCACACCGUGAAAACAGUCGUGGCGACUUUCCAAACUGGACACGUUGGAUACGGUGUCCUGGACGUGGAUGUCGCCAACAGACACCUGUACUGGUCUGAUGAGCAGGGGAGGAACAUUUACACAGGAUACAUCAGUGAAGAAUAUGAUGUUGAGAACCCACGGCUAAUCCUAUCUCAACUGCACAUUACCCACCUGAAACUCGACUGGAUACACCAGAAUCUAUUCUGGGUACACGGCAAGGAUGCUACGAUCAGAGUUUUGUCCUUAGACACUAUGUCACAAAGAACAUUCAACAUGAGCUACGAACAGAUCGGUGGCAUAGCUGUGGACCCAAGACAAGGGUGGUUGUACUGGUCAGGUUGGGAUACAGACGGCAUCAAGGUUGAGCGCUGUGGCAUGGACGGCAGUAACAGACAGAUUCUAGCACUCGACAAGAUGGUAUGGCCACAGGGCAUGCUCAUUGAUUUUACAAGAGAUCGAAUUUAUCUUGAGGACGCUUGGCCAGACCGAGUGACCACCUGCAACCUGGACGGCAGCAACUUCGUCACUGUCUUUCAUGCACAACGAACUAAAGGGGGUGCUGGCAUAACGGCCAUUCAGCUGUACAGGGAUCGGUUGUACUUAGUGAACCCUGUCACCAAUCAGCUGCAGCGCUUUGAUCUGAAUCAGACAGACGGAAUAACGGUCCCGAUCCCUGAUGGCGACAGACUUGUCGGACUAGCUGUGCUCGCUUCAGACAUACAGCCGAGAGUUUCCAGUCGCUGUGGUUCGAUCAAUGGUGGAUGUGAGAUUUGUCUGCCAACGCCGUCUGGGUUCAAUACUACUCUUGGCUUCAAAUGCGCAUGCCCAGAUCAUCUGUAUUUACAAAAGGAUGGCAGGACAUGCGGUGACACGGAUCCCGACCCCCCUGUGUGUUCGGAUGGCUUCCGACUGGACAUGGUCACGUGUGUGGAUGUGGACGAGUGCUCGGUGUUCCCACCGCCAUGUUCCCAGACCUGUGUGAACACCCCUGGAAGUUAUCGGUGUUCAUGUACCUACGGGUAUACUCUCGUGAACGGAACCACGUGUAGAGUACAAGUCAACUCUGCCUUUCUGUUGAUGACGCAAAUUGGGUCAAUGAAACGUGUGAACCUCACAACCAAGUACUCCCGGAUCAUGAGUUUCACUGAACAAAAACACAACAUGCAACAUCCGGUGUCCUUGACCUUCAACGUCAGAAAUAGCACAGUGUUCUGGGCAGACCUGGUUACAAGAACCGUGAAUAUGGCUCACAUGCAAGGAUUUAGUCUUCUGUCACCAACCCAGAUCUUUCAAGAUAAGAGUUCAUACAUUACCGACCUGGCCUACGACUGGAUACAUAAGGCCAUAUACUGGACAGACGCCAGCCGGAAGUCGAUAAGGGUCAUGACCUUAAACCUACUGGACAGGAAAUAUAUCACCACUGUCAUCGACCUCUUGGGUAAACCGCGAGCUAUUGAGCUCGACAUAAAUCAAAGGUACAUAUUCUGGACCGACUGGAAGGAACCGGCUAUGAUAGGGAGAUGCGGCAUGGACGGCUCCAACCGCAGCAGCAUCGUGGACUCAAAGAUCUACUGGCCAAAUGGUUUAACUAUAGACUAUUCCGAAGGUCGUUUGUACUGGACUGACGCCAGACUAGACACAGUGAGCAGCAGCGACAUGGACGGCGGUGACCGCAGGGUGGUCAUCCAAAUGCCAGGAUCUACUGAACAUAUGUUUGCUCUUACCAUGUUUCAGGACUUUCUCUACUGGAGUGACUGGAGAUCAUCAACACUCAGAAAGGUCAACAAGAGGACAGGAAAGGACUUUGAAAUCAUCCAUAUUGGUGGCAAGGGAAGGCCCUUUGAUGUCAAAGUGUUCCACCCGGAGCUACAACCACUAGAAGAACCUUGGUUUACAGCAUCGAAUGCAUGUGGGGACAACAAUGGUGGAUGCUCACACAUAUGCCUUCCUUCGCCUCAUCGGUCACGGUAUUCAAGCUUCCAGUGUAAAUGCCCGGAUGAUGGACUUUACAAACUGUCGACAGAUGACAAGACAUGCAUUGACGAUUUCUAACACGUCAACUCUUCGUCAAUCUAAAGUGAAGAGGACAAACCAUAAUGUUUAAUUUAAGAUAAUAAAAUAAUUACAUCCGCCA
Molecule: messenger RNA, 3979 nt
Organism: Haliotis rubra (blacklip abalone)
Lineage: Eukaryota; Metazoa; Mollusca; Gastropoda; Lepetellida; Haliotidae
Product: low-density lipoprotein receptor-like
Exons: 23
Coding region: 43-3897 (1284 amino acids)
Molecular function (GO): calcium ion binding; protein binding
Source: RefSeq, a predicted model, not a curated record